UGAUGUCAGAACGAAGCAGUCCCUGCCAAUUGAAAAUUUACCGCCAAUAACUGCGCAGAAGAAAAAAAGAGAAAAAAACGAAGAGGAAACAAUAACUACUUCACUUUCGAGACGCAAACGACUCUCUUCACGUGAAGAGUUGUGUCUUUUUUCAAAAAUCGUGGAUGGCUACGAUGGCUUCCGACGACGAAGCUGCUCCUGAGCUGCUUGAAAGCGAGGAUGAAGGAGAGUCUGGCGCAGAAAGUUUCCUCACGGAGGACGAGCUAGCUUACGAUGAGGGGCUCGAUCCAGCGGAAGAUUUUGAUGAACAACAGGAUGAGCACACAGAGCCUUGCACCUCUGGUGAAGAAGAUGCCAACCACUCUGCUUAUUGUGAAGAAGACGGUUCUUCACUUAGAGGCCAGAAGAGAAAAAAAUCUCCACAUCUGACAGCCAAAUCCUGGAAAACAGAGAACGAUCCAGACAUUUGUCCACCGCCUAACAGGUUCAUCCCAGCCCGACCACCCGGACAUCAAUUGAAUUCAAACAACAAACACAUGCCGCUGGACCUCUUCAAGCUGUUUCUCAGCAAUGAAGCCAUUUCAACUCUUUGUGAGAACACAAACAAACAAGCAGCCAAAAACAUUGGAAAAGGCAAAAAGUAUUCAUGGACUGACCUCGACGUCCCAGAGUUCCUAAAUUAUGUCGGACUCACUUUCUUCUUUUCACUGGUGAAACUGGAUAACAUCCGUGACUACUGGAAAAAGAACACGAUAUUCAGUGUGCCGUUUCCGGCUGACGUCAUGUCACAGGACAGGUAUCGGGCGAUAUCUUGGAACAUCCACAUGAGUGAUCCAGAGAAAGAUGUUGAGAAUGACAGGCAGAAGGGAACGCCGCAAUACGACCAUCUCUUUCGAUUGAACCCCCUAAUGGACACCAUCAAACACGCCUGCAAUACGUUUUACCACCCCAGGCAGAACCUUCUGAUUGAUGAGAGGACAAUAGUGAGGAAGAACCACGCUGGAAUGAUUCAGAAAGGGGCAGCAAAACCAAACAAGUUGGGUUUCAAACUCUUUGUUCUGUCUGACAGCAGCAACGGUUACAUCUUGGACUUUGCUGUGUACACUGGAAAGUCACGGUUUGAGUCAGGCACUGGGCUUGCAUACGACUCUGUUAUGACCCUGAUAAAGUCUGCACACCUGGGCAGUGGUUAUAACCUGUUUCUGGACAGUUUCUACACCAGUCCAAAACUCUUUAAAGACCUGCUGAGCCUCAAUGUUGGAGCGUGUGGAACAUACAGAGACAACAGGAGAGGCUGCCUAACAACACAUUCAAAUGCUCUGAGGAAAAAGGAUCCCAAAGGCACCCUGAGGUGGAUCCGUGAACCCCCUGUAGUUUAUGUGAAGUGGAAGGACUUCUGUGAGGUCAGCAUCUGCUCUACAGUCCACCAGGCGUUCUCUGGACACACCGUGGAGAGGAGAGUGAAAAGUGAGGAUGGCAAGUCAACCGUCAGAUCCAUUCCGUGCCCAACACCUGUCAUGGAAUAUAACAAGUACAUGGGAGGUGCUGAUAUGUUAGAACAGUUGACACAAUCCUACUCUGUACACCACAAAACAUCACGCUGGUACCGUGUACUGUUCUUACACUUCCUGGAGAUUGCAGCCACCAACAGCUUCCUGCUUCACAAGGAGCUCUGCAGAGAGAAACACGAGGAACCCAUGACUCACAGGGCCUUCCUGGAGGAGCUGACUGCCCAGCUGUGUGGCGUAACAGUCGCCGUCCCCCCUACCAAGGGCCCGAGUGGCCACCUCCCUGUGCCGAUCUCCAACCAACCCGAUGCAAGCAAGAGGGCCUCGUAUGGACGAAGGACCUGCGUGCAGUGCAGGCUGAUAAAGAAGGAAUAUCAGUCUACCCCCUGGAAGUGUAGGGAGUGCGAUGUGGCCCUGUGUCUUAUUGCAGACAGGAACUGCUUUGAGGCGUGGCACGAUUAAUGUCGAGAUAAAAAAAAAAAAGCAGGAAGGAAGGACUUAUGUGAAAUCAGUGUAAAAGUUAUUUCUCUGUUUCUUGGAUUGCUUUUUUACCCUUAAAAAACAACUCACGUUCUUUAAUUUUGUGUUCUGAAAUAAAGUUUUCUCACUUUCAGUA
This is a messenger RNA of Oreochromis aureus, 2124 nucleotides long. Its product is annotated as piggyBac transposable element-derived protein 4-like. NCBI's taxonomy places the organism in Eukaryota, Metazoa, Chordata, Actinopteri, Cichliformes, Cichlidae. The transcript has 2 exons. The record is from RefSeq and is a predicted model, not a curated record. Bases 165 to 1970 code for a protein of 601 amino acids.